AUGAGCGACAACUCACCACCGGUCCCUGCACUGCUAGCCAGACCAUCUAAACAAAAACCAAGCAGUAUCAACAGCGACGACAACGUCAAUGAUGCACGCAUAAUUACAGUUCCUGCAGGAAUGCUGACUCCAACGGCCGCUUCUCAUCCUACUGCUACUACUGCAACGACUCAUGUCACCGCCACUGCUACUACUCCACCUUCUAGUACCAUUUCUUCAACUGCAGCACUUGAUUUCGCCGUCAAAACUCCUACGACUUCAUUAUCAUCAGUAACAAUAACCGUUGCGGCAGGAGACGGCCCUGGAAAUAAUAUACCCGUGAGCAAUCUUUUUCAUAGGAACCCCUCGAUCCGUAUCAGGCGUAGCAAGGACAAGAGCAAGAGUAAGAGCAAGAGUAAGGACAAGGAUAAGAAUAAAGUCAAGGCUAUCACUUCACUAGGUGAGCCAGAUGUUCCCAAGCUGUCCCUAAAACGGUCCAGGUCGCCCAUCAAGAUGCUCAAAAACAUCAAAUCCUACCUUCAUAUUCACAAACAUAAACAUUCGACCAUGCAAGGAAGCAGCAACGGAAGCGGCGGCUCUUUUCAACACCUACAGCAAGGCGCCCAUAACAUCCACAACUCUAGUUUCUCCAACAACAGUGUUAAUAACAAUAACCUUGCGCCUCCUCGGUCUUCGCUCGAUGGCUAUUCUGGUGUAGGUUACCAGUAUCGUUCGGCUUCACUCCCAUCGUCUUCUAUCCUAUCAGCCUCUACACACUUCACACAAAACAACAGUGCUGCUGAUGAUAUUUCGUUAUCACGGAUGCCAAGAGAUCGUCAAACACCUGAAUCCCUCAGCCCUGAAAAGCAAGUGCUGCUACUUCAGGUUGUAUCAUAUUUUGAACAUGCGGGCCAUCGUGCAGAUGAGGACACAGCUGCAUAUUUGCUAAGUUCGUACCAAUGGGACAUUGAUCAGACACUGCAAUACUGCCAGGACCUUGUCCAGGCUGUUCAGGGAACCCUUGUCCCUGUACAACAGGAGAAAACACUCAGUGGAGCUGUAAAUGAUCAAAUGACCAGCUGUUAUAUCGACUCCCUACUAUUUGCUAUGUUCGCUCGUCUCUCCGCCUUUGAAGGUCUUUUGAAUGUUAGCCUUGAUUCCGACACCGAUAGUGAUAGUGAAACAAGUGGUAGUGGCACUGAGAGUGCCGAUACUAUUCCAGAACCCCGACGUGAGGGAGAUAAACAAGAGACUUUACUUCACUCGCAUCUAUUACAGACCUGGCUUCGUAUGUUUGUCAAUCAGCUACGCUCUGGAAGACUGGUCCAGGCCCAUGUAGUCAAGGAGUUGCGUCAACAUCUCUACAGUUGUGGAUGGAAUUGUCCAGGGCCGUACGACCCACCUGGGAGUAGUCGACAAGAAGAUGCCAGCGAGCUGUUCAUGUUCUUGACAGAAAAACUUCACCUUCCUUAUUUACCCUUGGAACAGAGACUGCUACAUGGCGCCAAGACUUCUGCUGAUGAUGACAAAGUGAUUACGGAACGAAUGCUGCAGAUAUCAAUACCAGUACCAGAGUUGAAUUCACAUACGUCACAACCUAUCACACGCAGACUAGAAUCAGCAAUGUCAAAGCUAUUGUCAUCUAAAUCAUCCAACGAUAAUAAUGAGGAUGAGAUCAGUAGUGCAGCUUCAUCAGUAUAUGAGAUUUUAUCCCUUGAGAGCCUAUUGGCACAGCACUUUUACGAUAAUACGCUUACGGGAAUCCGACGACUUGUCUCCUCAGGGACAGGAGUACCGCUUUCGCCAGAGGUAGAGGUCCCUGUAUCAGCUUGGCAGGUUCUGAAGCUAUUACCAUUUUACUCAUCAUCUAACGAGCAAGGAGGUAUCAUUCACGCCAGUCAAUCGCAAUACCCUGCAGACGUAGUGAUUCUACCGCUAAUUCUGAAGCGAUAUUCGUUUGGACAUGAUAUGCGGGCACGUAGGAUUGGUACACCCAUCGAUAUCCCCAGACGAAUUGAUUUUUCAAGGUUUGUGAAUCGUCAGACAUUCGGACCAUCUGCAACGUCUAGUUCGCCUCCUCCACAAGAUACCUGUGCGGAUAACGAGCGUGAUGCAGGCUCAAACACAGACGCAAGAGGCAACAAUAUUGUUAACGAUAACGAACCUAAAAAUGCAACCGGAAGUAACUCAAUAGUACUGGAAGAACCGACAGCGCCUCAUGUCUCAUCCUUGUCAUCGUCAUCGUCGCCGCCAUCAUCGCCAACACUCCGAGUCGAGCCUGCUUACUGCGAUCAAAUUCCAAAAUCGCCAUCUGUAGGGACAACUUCCUCAGGUCAUGAUAUCGCCUCCAUAAGCAUCAAUACUCAUCUCCCGCCUGUUCGUAAAUACUCUAUAUCACUUCUUCAGGCUGUAGAUUCCCCAAACACACCUAUCACGCCACCACCUCAAUACUCCCCUGCUUCAUCAUCAAAGGCUUAUUCAUCUUUCAAUAGCACCACAUUGGGAGAUGAGAAGAAAGGAUGGUCACCCCGCCCGCCACCAGAAGAGCCAUUUGGAGGAGACUAUAUGGACUGCAGGCAGCCCAAAGUCAAGUACAUGUUGGAACUCAAGUCUGUGGUGUGUCAUAUCGGAUCACGUCUGGAUUCGGGACACUAUCGUAGCUAUGUGGCAGAUCAGGUUGGUAAAGACAGUACAGUCGCCUCAGAUGCUACUGGUGGGUCUGGAUAUGGUAGCGCUGCCCACCCACUAUCGUUUCAGGAGCCGAAUUGGCUUCGACAUGAUGAUCUAGAUCCAUCAGGAAAUCGCGUGAAGCUGAUUCUCAGGGACUCGGAUGAAAACAUGGAAAUGGAGGCUGACUGGGCUCAGAAUGGCUAUAUUCUGUUCUAUGAGCUCCAGACCAUCCAUCUUUAA
Lobosporangium transversale is the source of this 2889-nucleotide messenger RNA. RefSeq lists its product as hypothetical. The coding region runs from base 1 to 2889 and encodes 962 amino acids. The record is from RefSeq and is a predicted model, not a curated record. Gene Ontology annotation, cellular component: cytosol; nucleus. NCBI's taxonomy places the organism in Eukaryota, Fungi, Mortierellomycota, Mortierellomycetes, Mortierellales, Mortierellaceae. Gene Ontology annotation, biological process: protein deubiquitination. The transcript has 2 exons. Gene Ontology annotation, molecular function: cysteine-type deubiquitinase activity; cysteine-type endopeptidase activity.